Molecule: messenger RNA, 11926 nt
Organism: Cololabis saira (Pacific saury)
Lineage: Eukaryota; Metazoa; Chordata; Actinopteri; Beloniformes; Belonidae
Exons: 3
Coding region: 91-8739 (2882 amino acids)
Biological process (GO): protein targeting; protein import
Cellular component (GO): membrane
Molecular function (GO): ABC-type protein transporter activity; ATP binding
Source: RefSeq, a predicted model, not a curated record
CACCCAACCAGGACCCACGGCUGAAAAAAACACUACUGAAACUGCCUCGAUUUGAAAAAUUUCACCUUACUGAGGAUUAAAUCAGCCAAAAUGGGGAACGUACCAUCAGAACACAGCAUGGGCAACAGCCUGAGAUGUUGCAUUUGUUCUAGAGUUCUACCUCCAUGCCGCAGCUUCAAUGAUUAUUCCCGAGCGACUGUUCAUGGUCAGGAGGUUUACGUGUUCAAUGGAGGUGAAUACUUCAGACAUGUUGGCCACAAUAGUAUCUACAAGUGUGAAUACUGCUUUCACAAGGAAGUCAGGGAUCGAGAGGAAAUGAGAAGAGAAGAGGAGAGGAGAAGAGAAGAAGAGCAAAGGAGGAGAGAAGAAGAAAUGAGAAGAGAAGAAGAGCAAAGGAGGAGAGAGGAGGAAAUGAUAAGACAAGAGGAGCAAAGGAGGAGACAAGAGGAGCAAAGGACGAGACAAGAGCAAAUGAGAAGAGAAGAGGAGCAAAGGAGGAGAGAAGAGCAAAUGAGAAGACAAGAGGAGCAAAGGAGGAGACAAGAGGAGCAAAGGACGAGACAAGAGCAAAUGAGAAGAGAAGAGGAGCAAAGGAGGAGACAAGAGGAGCAAAAGAGAAGAGAAGAGCAAAUGAGAAGACAAGAGGAGCAAAGGAGAAGACAAGAGGAGCAAAAGAGGAGAGAAGAGGAAAUGAGAAAACAAGAGGAGCAAAGGAGAAGACAAGAGGAGCAAAGGAGAAGACAAGAGGAGCAAAUGAGAAGACAAGAGGAGCAAAGGAGGAGAGAAGAGGAAAUGAGAAGAGAAGAGGAGCAAAAGAGGAGAGAAGAGGAAAUGAGAAGACAAGAGGAGCAAAGGAGAAGACAAGAGGAACAAAAGAGGAGAGAAGAGGAAAUGAGAAGACAAGAGGAGCAAAGGAGAAGACAAGAGGAGCAAAAGAGAAGACAAGCGGAGCAAAGGAGGAGAGAAGAGGAAAUGAGAAGAGAAGAGGAGCAAAAGAGGAGACAAGAGGAGCAAAGGAGAAGACAAGAGGAGCAAAUGAGAAGAGAAGAGGAAAGGAGAAGACAAGAGGAGCAAAUGAGAAGACAAGAGGAGCAAAGGAGGAGAGAAGAGGAAAUGAGAAGACAAGAGGAGCAAAAGAGGAGAGAAGAGGAAAUGAGAAGAGAAGAGGAGAGGAAAAGAGAAGAAGAGCAUAGGAGGAGAGAAGAGGAAAUGAGAAGAGAAGAGGAAAGAAAAAGAGAAGAGCUUAAUCAAAGAUUACAAAAAUCAAGGAACCAAGCUGAAAAGCAGCACGAAAAACAAAUUACCGACACCAUUUUACAGGAGUCGAAGAAAAAAGUUCUGAAAGGACAUUUGGAUGAAUUUGAGGCCGAGUCAGAUAAGAGCAGUGAUGAUUUUCUAGCAAUCCUCUCUUUGAAAUGUGACAUUGAGGUUUCAGAUCUGAGUCUCCCUGAACUGACAGCUGAUCAGCUGGGGAAGAUCCUCCCAGCUCUGGACAAACUGCUCUUCAGUGAAUGGAUUAUUGAUCCACCGUCUCUCAGCACUCUGCAGCACACCCAGGUCUACGUCACCGAGCUGAGCGCUCUGUCUCUGGAAACUUCUCAGGGAGUUGUCCUACAAGUCAUCUCUGACCACGUGCACUUCCUGGUGGGGUCUAUUGACAAAUCAGCAUCCAAUUAUUCUGAAAGUUUGACACUGACUCAAGCCCUAUAUCUCACCUUGAUACACUUCUUGGAUGAGACUGGGGAGUGUAAUGCUGAUGCCGUCCUCAUCGCUAAACGAUGGAUGGGAGACGAGCUCUCCACUGAGAAGAUCUUUGUUGUUGAGUUCCUGAGCGUCCUCACAUCGUCACUGCAGACGGCAGUUGAACGGAGCUCUGUGUUUAUUACAAAGAUGGAAGUAGAAUGCUUGAAACUUCUUUUAUCAGAGCUCACAGAUUCAAUCCAAACCCACUCUGAAACCACAAAAAUUAUCCUAACACUUGUAGAAAAAAACCAAUGGUCUCCAACUGAAGCACUUAAUCUGCUCAAAGAACUGUCACAGAAAUGUGCACAAGGCGAUUCAGUGGUUAAAGUCUUGACAUUGAUACAAGUGAAUGACGUAUCUCCAGACUGGACGGAUGAACACGGGCACUCUCUCACACAGGUCCUUGGUAAUAUGGACAUCCAGGAUUUCCAAAAGAUUCUCAGAAGGAAAGAUGAGCACAGUCUACUUUCAGCUGUGGCAGAGUUAAAAAUGUCACAGAAUUUGGAUGAUGAUGAAAUUAGUUUCAUUAAGAACAUCACCACUGGUGUUGUAAAACAUUUAGAAAAUGUACCAACAAAUUCUCCAUCUUCAAGAUAUUCCUUAAAGGAUGGAGCCUUGAAUGAAGAUAACAUACAGAACUGUCUCUCUCUUCUCUGUAAAGCAGUUUUUGACACAAAAGGCUGGUGGCCUACAGUGAAACACAUGGUGCACUGGUGUGUACUGGUGAUAAAAAAGAAGACUGGAGCACCACAACUGGUUGGAAUAGAAGAAGACCCAUGUGUCAUAGCAAUGUUUGCAGCCGCAUGUGUCUACAUGGGAAACAAAGUGGACAUUGUUCUGAGCUCUGUUGAUCACUCAAAAGAGCAAUCUGAGGAGUGGUCGGCCUUCUACAACAACCUUGGAAUUUCUCUAAACACAAACAUGAAGACAGACGCAUCACUCAGAGAUGUCUAUGGAGCAGACAUUGUCUAUGGUAUACUGGAUGACUUCGUUUCUGAUUACUUUCAGCAUGGCAAAGACGUGAUGGAAAAUAGACAACCUCAGCUAAUUCGAGGUUUCAUCAUUGAUGCAAAAAGCUUAAGUUCUUUGGAAAAACUGGAUCUGUCAAAGCUCAAACAGAAUGAAUCUGAAGUUGUUGCUGCAGAAGUAAUGGAGACUCUCGUACACAAGUUCCAAAGUGAAGAAAUGGGAUUGAAAUGCAGAUUUAUCAAGGGUCUUUUUCAGGGUCUCCACACAAAUCUAAUCGAUACAAACACCAAGAGUGAGUUCAUCCAAGUCUUUAAUAAAAUUACUGGAAAGCCAUUGCUUUCCAAUCAGAUCUUCGUUUUGACCAUUGUUGAGAAUCUCCUCAAAGUUCUUACAAAUGAAUCAGUAGAUGGGAAAAUCAUGACAUCUGCUGCAAAUCGAUGGUGUUUGGAUGUCUUGUUCCCCUGUGCAGAGCAAUUCCAAGGCUCAAAGGAAGAAGCAAAAGAAGUCUUUCAAAUGGCUUCCACUCUUGGCGUGCCAUCACUUUGGCCACCAACAGAGAUCUUGAGCCUCCUUGGAGCAUUAGCUCACCACCAUCAUGAUGAAGACUGCAUUUCCAUCAUGAAAGUUUUACAUCUGAUGACAACAUACCAGGUUUCAUCCAAGUGGACAGACGAGAGAAACAGAUCUCUCCUCGAGCUCAUAGAUUCACAUACAACUGAGAAUCUCAUUCAACAUUUAGAAAAGAGCUUUGCAGAUGAAAAAUGCAAAAGUGUUGACAUGCUCUUUAAUGAAAUACGUCAGAUGAAAGACAUAGAUGAACAGACUCUGAGUAAAUCUGAGACUGUAGUAACGUAUGUAACAAACCUCAUCAAAAGUGGUGAUAUUGACAAACACAAAGAUGUACAGCGAGCAAAGUCUCUGGGUCACAGUCUGGAAACAGAAGACCUUCAAGAAGUCCUGGCAGUUUUAUGCAAUGCUGUUCACCUACACAUAGCUAAAGGGAAGUGGUUUCCUAGGGCUACCCAGAUGAUGAGCUGGUGCCUCUUGGCCUUAUCUGAUAAUGGGAAACUCUUGGAAAUGGGAACUGGAGAAGGAAAGUCUUGUGUCAUAGCCAUGUUUGCAGUGCUGCGUGUGCUGAGAGGUGAAAAAGUAGAUGUGGUUUCCAGCUCUUCAGUCUUAUGUCAAAGAGAUGCAGAAGAAUGGAGUGAGUUCUACAACUACUUUAACAUUACUGUUGACACAAACACAAACAAGACAGAAGAUGAGGAUCGAAAAGAAUGCUACCAGAAGGAUGUGGUCUAUGGAACCAUUGAUGCCUUCGCUGCAGAUCACCUUCGCCAGAUAUUUGAGAUGAAGGAUGUGAGACCUGAUCGCAGCUAUCAGUGCGUUAUAAUUGAUGAAGUGGAUUCCCUUCUGCUGGAUCAGGGAGUGCAGCUGACCUACCUGUCCAGCCCCAUGGUCUCCAUGGAGCACCUGAACACCAUCCUCGCCAUGAUCUGGGGCCACGUUUCUCAGUACGGCUUUCUGUCCUCAGGACAUAGGACCUUUGUCCAGGGUCCUCCAGCCUCAUUCUUCAAGGCCGUCUUUGACUCAAUCAACACAGAAGAAACUGGAAUCGAUGACCCAAUGGACAUUUUAAAUAUUGCUGAACAAACCAACACUGUGCCAAUGGGGUUUACAGAGGCGAUCUUCAAAAGUGAGAAGAACCUUCCUGACCAACUCAAAACUGUGAGUCAGGAUGCCAUGGUUGAAUUUUUUGAAGAAUUGGAGGACUAUAUCCCUUACGGGUUUACCAUUUACACUCCAGACGAUAAGGGAUUGCUCUGUCUCAGAAAGGUUAGCCCGUACAACAAACACCAAAUCCCAGAGCUGACGUUUCUUGUCUUGGAGGAAGGCUUGUGUUGUCCUCUCUAUGACUCAGAAGAAAGUCUUAUCAGGCCAAUUGCAGACUUUAUCACAGAGAAGAUUCAGUACACCCCGUGUACAAACAACAAAUACAAAAUCAGCAUCCCCGGAUUCUUGAAAAGUCUGAUUGAAAGCAAAGUGUCAGCGUGGGUUCAGAAUGGCUUUCUGGCGAUGCAGCUGAGGGAAGGACGGGACUAUGUUGUUGAAAACAACAAUGUCUGUCCUGUGGACUUCAGAUCCACUGGUAUUGUAGAACUGAAUAAGAAAUGGGGCGAUGGCCUGCAACAGUUUGUUGAGAUUAAACACCAAAUCAAAUUGAGCACAAUUUCAACAGUUACAAACUAUAUUUCUAACAUCUCCCUUUUUAAGAAGUACGAGGGAAAGAUAUAUGGAACAACAGGAACACUUGGCGGCAAAACAGAUAUUCUGUUUUUGCAGGACUUAUAUCCAAACCUGUCUGCCUGCAAAAUGCCAACUUUCAACAGGAAGUUGUUGUUUGAGGUCAAAGGUACACUGAAGAAAUCUGAAGAGUGGAAAUCUGAAAUAAAACGUACAGUCAUGGCUCAGAUCUCGCCAAAUUCCUACAGGGGUGGAAGAGCAGCCCUGGUAAUCUGUGAAACCAUCAACAAAGCCAACGAGAUCUACGAAGACCUGAAAAGCAAUGUCCCAGGUGAAAUAAUUCUCUACUGCCGCAGUGACAAAGACAGUUUGAGCAAAAUGGAAAAGGAACUUUUUCCUGGAGACGUCAUUGUUGCCACAAACCUGGCUGGGCGUGGCACAGACAUUAAAGUGUCCAAACAGGUGAACAAUAACGGGGGACUCUUUGUGAUUCUCUCCUUCCUUUCAGAGAACCAAAGAGUGGAACUUCAGGCUUUUGGUCGAACAGCACGGAAAGGCAAACCUGGAUCUGCACAGAUUAUCACUAUCACUGAAAAUCUUCAGCAAGAUUUCAGUAUGGUGACAUCUCUAAAAGAAGUGAAGAGAAACAGGGACAAAUGUGCAGUGGAAAAGAUAAAUAGCAUGAUGGAUGAUGUCACAGAGAUGAAUCUGAGAGAGGAACUGUUUUCAGAGUACUGUGAAACACUUCAACAGAUUUACAGAGACACAGCUGGAGAUGAAAAAAGAGCUGUUGUGGCCGUCAUGAAUGAGUUCUGGGGGAUCUGGCUGCAAAUUCAUUCAGAAGACAUUGAACAGUUGAAGAGAGAUGAACUGCAACUGAGACUGAAAGAUGACGUGUCAAAGGCAAAAAGUCAGUCUGAAAAUCAGACUUCACCUUCUUCUAGCAUUUAUCAUUACAUCAAGUUUGGAAAUAUAGCACUAGAUAAAAAACAAUGGGACGUCAGCACCAAGCUCUUUGAAAAAGCCAUGAAUCAAGAUGAAAGCUGGGCAUCCAUUGCUUUUUACAAUCAUGCAUACUGCACAAUAAUGCAGAGGAAUCCAGAUUAUCUCACUAAUGCAAUAACAGAUUUGAGAAAAGCUAAAGAUUCUCUAGAAUAUCUCAUUGAAGAAAGCUUGAUCUGUUUGCAGUUUGUGAAAAUGUCCACUGCAACCUCAACCAACAAUGACCCAACCAGCCUUGAAAAGCAAUUCACAACCAAGUGCAACAUGUACAAGUCAUUUGAUGAGAACAUCACUGAGGCCAUCAAAAAGCUGGAGGAAAUUCGUGACAAGGAAAAGGAUGCAUUGGCCAAAAAAUCACCAGUCUUCUCCCUGGUUUCAAGUGCUGAUGAAGAACUCCAAGCUGAAGCUUACAACCUCUACAAUAAAGGUAUGAAAUAUAUAUUUGCUGUCGAAGAAGAGCCCACAUUAUGGGGUGCUCUGGUGGUGCUCUUUCUUGGAAUUCUUCAGAUUGUUGCUGGAGUAUUGCUCACAGUGUUUACAUUUGGUACUCUGGCUAAGGUUGGCAUGGGACUCAUCACUGAAGGCGUAUCAGACUGUAUCUACGGCAUAGAGGCCCUUGUGACAGGAGAGUUCAGCUGGAAGUCAUGGGCUAUAGAGAAAGCCAUUUCAAUCGGUAUAUCACUUAUUUCCUUUGGAGUUGGUAAGUUGAUAAAGUUGGUAAAACAGGGCUUCAAAGCUUUCAAAAUGGCACUAAAAGGUUUAGGGAAAAAGCUGAAGGCUUUGCCAAAGUUUCUCUCCAAGCAGGCUAAAGCAAGCUUCAGUCAGGUCACAAAAACAAGCAUGAAGAAUGCAAUAAAAAGCAGUUCCAAACACAUUGUGAAGGAAGUCAUUUUUAAAGGACUUGAGAAGGCACAAGACGCACUACUGAAGGAAAUACUUGAAAGAAUCAAAACAGAUUUGUCAAAGAGAAUUGUUGAACAAGUGAAAACUAACAUAGACAACAACCCCUUGAACACAUUGGUAGACUCUAUUAUCCUCUCACACCUCGAACAUAAGGAACAACUCAACGAUCUAUUGAAGGACAAGGACAGAAGGAGUGACCUGCUGUUUAUUUUCAAACGGUACAGCAAAACUGCUCUACAACCAUUUAAGGCUGACCUGGACUGGCAGAACAAGCUCAACUCAUCCAUAAUCAAAAUAAUGGACGCAGCUAGAGCUCAUACUACAGGAAAAGCACAUACAAUUCUAACCAUCAUCAAAACUGUCCACUACGGGAUCCUGGCAGCAGAUGCCACUGCUGCAGUACUCACUCUGUCCGACAAGUUUUUCUUAAAACUUAAGGAGGAGCUGAAUUCUUUUAAAAAAGAACGCUCUAUGACAGAGAAAGUUGAGAUAAAUGACCUGUCAUCUUCAGAACUUGAGAUGCUGAGAGAAUUCAAGCAGGAGUUGGCCGGCACCAUCAGUGAAUUACUGGCUGAUGCUUUAGUGGAAGUGUCCCAUCAGAAGUUCUUCAGUCACAUUGUCUCUUCUGUUCAAGGUAAAGUGAAUGACGCCAUAAGGGAAAAAGCAGAAUCUGGCUUUAACAAAGUAAAGGAUAAAUUCAGAGAUCACCAGAAACAAAAAGCAGCAAAAGCAAGUAAACUCUCAAGAUCACAUGCAGAGAAAGUCAAAAAUCCUAAGACAAGGGGUGCAAUUCUUGAUGUCCAAUUCCUGUCAGAGGUCACUGGAACUAAAGCUGUCAUACUAACACAGGACAGACGUGGCAAACUUACUAAAAUGCAAGUGAUGAACCCGACCAAUAAACCUGCCAGUCAAACUGUCACACUGAUCUACACACCAAAGAGUGCCCAAUAUCCCGAUGGCCGUUAUGAUGCGUUAAUCAAUAACACGGUCAUAUUCACAGACGGCAAGACCUCACUGUUUCAUGCUUUUGCACAAGGCAUUAAACCAAACGCUGGUCAACAUGAGGUCACAUUGGAAGCAAACCGGCUCAGGUCCAUGGAGGCUGCUGAUCUGCUCAGAAACCCCGGCCAAUGGGAGGGUUUAAUCAAGCGCUCAGAGUGGACUCAAAGAGUCAGAGGUGGAAACUGGUACAUGGCAGAGGGAGCUGAACCAAACAGGAUCAUCAAAGACAGCAAAACAGUAACCAUACCAGGGGUUUGGAAAGUGAAACAAUACAAGGAAUGGCAAAAACAUGCAACCCAAAAUCCAGAAAUUGGAAAAAUCCUGAAUACGGACCGUCAGCCACCAGUCCGUAGUAUGCUGGAAGCUAAAAACAUGAACCUGAGUGGAAAACUAGCACAGGCUAUGCUUAAAGAGAGAGCAAAGUCUUCUCCUCUGGAUCCCAACCUGAUAACGGAUGUGCAGAAAUAUCGUGGCCAUGAAUUUCCAGCUGUUUAUGGGCCUAAAAAGGCACACAGUCCGUUUGCAGAUUCAAAAUAUGAAGACUUUAGAUCAAACUUGGCUAGGACCAUGAGUAAAGAUGAUGUUGAGGGAACCUUCAAACUGACGAUCCUCGGUGCGAUGAUGAGACAGCUGGACGGCGGCAGCAGCUCCAACAUCCUGCAGAUGAAGAGGAAGAAUACGAGCAGGCUGGCCAUGUUUGAUCACAGUUUUCAGGAACAAAGUCUGAAGUUGGUGGACGGAUGGUUCAGCCGGCUGCAGGGGUCAGGGGUCAUGACGGUCGACCAUCACCUCACCAUGACGACCUGGAUCAAAAGAAAGGGCUACAGGGACCAAAAUGAUCCACACACGGUCCAAAUCACCAACUUCCUGCAGUGAAAAGUUGUGACCAUGUGAGGAGAAACAACCGCAGGGUCGUGGACCUUCCUGGCGGUCGUAACGAGGCCUCUCUGGAUUGGUGUCCAAAACACUUCAUUUUCUAUCUGUUUUCGAUUGAAAUUAAUUUUAAGUUGUACUUACUGUUGAUGGGCUCAUUGCAGUAAACUAAAGUCAAAAGUUAAAGACCAGCAGCAAGUACUUUUUCCAAAACAGAAGUAGACACAACCAGUUUUUAGAAACCACUUUGCCCUGUGGGUCGCAUUAAUAACUAGAAAAUUUCUGGAAAUUUUGAUAUGGGCAUGCCCUACCGCCCAUUCGUCCCCUCUUGCUGCUUUGGUUUGGGGCUGUAGUGGUUGUGUUUAGGGUGGUUCUAUGUCAGUUUGAGGUGUUUUUACGCUUGUAUUUCAUUCAUUCCUGUGCUCCCAAUAGUUAUUAAUGGGGCGCGCUUUUUGGCAUCUAGCGUUGCCACGGUAACGCUUUUGACUGAGAAAAGUAAUGCCCAUCGAGGCAAGAUGGAGACGCAUCUAACGAUGUAUGCCGUGCAUGGGUGCACGUUCCGGUUCAGGCUACGUUAACGGAUAGGUUUUUUUUUUCACCAUGGUACAAAACCCCAUCCGAAUGAAUGGGGCCAUUUGGCCUGGAUUUUGACAUAAAAUUUCCUUAAAUCCCAGCUUCAUAAAAUUUGAGUAUGUUGAAUUCCACAGCGUGCCGAGUCAGGGGACAUUUGUACGAUGUCUCUACGAUAACCUGUUGCCUGGCAACAAGCGUCCAAAUUCAAACAGAAAUAAAAAAAAAAAUGAAAGGUCAAUAUCGCAAAAACUGUAGUAAUUAGCAUAAUGAGGUUGUAGGGGCCGUUACUGCCAAUCGGGCCGAGUGUUUGAAAGUUACAACCAUGUCUCUACGAUAAAGUUCGGCCGAGCAAUAAGCGUCCGAAUUUUCGCCUUUUUUUUUGCUUUUUGGCAUCUAGCGUUGCCACGGUAACACUUUUUACUGAGAAAAGUAAUGCCCAUCGAGGAACCAUGGAGACGCAUCCAACGAUGUAUGCCAUGUAUGGGUGCAUGUUCCGGUUCAGGCUAUGUUAACGGAUAGGUUUAUUUUUCACCAUGGUAAAAAACUCCAUCCGAAUGAAUGGGGCCAUGUGGCCUGGAUUUUGACAUAAAAUUUCCUUAAAUCCCAGCUUCAUGAAAUUUGAGUAUGUUGAAGUCCACAGCGUGCCGAGUCGGGAAACAUUUGUACGAUGUCUCUACGAUAACCUGUUGCCUAGCAACAAGCGUCCAAAUUCAAAUGGAAAAAAAAAAAAAAAAGAAAGGUCAAUAUCACAAAAACUGUAAUACUUGGCAUAAUGAGCUUGUACGUACCUUUAGGGACAAUCAGGCCGAGUGUUUGAAAGUUUGAACGAUGUCUCUACGACAAAGUUCGGUCGAGCAAUAAGCGUGGGAAUUUUCGCCUUUUUUUUUGCUUUUUGGCAACUAGCGUUGCCACGGUAACCCCUAUUACGGAGAAAAGUAAUGCCCAUCGAGGCAUGAUGGAGACGCAUCCAACGAUGUAUGCCAUGCAUGGGUGCACGUUCCGGUUCGGGCCGCAUUAACGGACGAAAAAAAGUGCGGAAUAAGAAUAAUAAUAAAAAGAAAAGGGAAACCUUUUCUAGAUACUAAUAUAUCGCCUUCAUUUUCAUGUUUUUCCUCGUUUUUCCGGCCGUGUUUUAGUUUUUGGGGAUUUUUUUUUUCCACAUCAGAGCGGGGUCAUGCUGUACACCCGCUGGUGCGCAGUGGGACUUUUGCGACUUUAGCUUGUUAGCAAAAUGCUAGCAACAUUGCCCUUUGGGCCAUUCUGGACGAUUGCAAUAUGGUCAUGCCAUUACUUGGCAUGCCCAUAAUAACACACAUUUUAUGUGGAAAUAGAAACCUUACUGUAGAUAAUGUUACCACAUCGUCGGUAAAGUAAAUCAUCAUCAUUCAUUAUGAUGAAAGAAAUCUUACCACAUGUUGAUGCAAUUUUAUGGAAGCUUUGAAUUAAAACUUAUUUUUUAUGCUUGUACAUGAAUCCUGACCAGACGCUCAAAAGGAAAAACUGGUGUUUUUUCUAAUGAUGACAUAGUUAGUGAUCCAGUACCAGUUUUCUAGUUUGCGUGAAUAAGAAUAAUAAUUUUUAAAGUCACAGUAUUUGAUAUUGAUAGAAUUAUAUAAGAGAAUGUUUCAGUUCAGUGUUGGACUCUGAUACGAGCUCCUACUCAUGCUGGCACUGAGGAAUUAUUGUAAUUGGGGUUGUGUUCCCUCAGCUUUUUUUUUUGUCAUAGUAACAAAUUGCUAUAGCGUGGUAGAAAAUCAAUCGUUUCAAGAACUUCUCUUCGCAUUCAAAAUAGACAUUUUACUUACCUGGAAUGUUUAAAGCCAUAUUAUGUAGAAAUAACACACUGACAUCAUGUAACAAUAAAGUUUAUGUCAGCUUCAUCACCAACAACAGUGCACUUAUUGUGGGACAAAAUGAUAUUACAAAAUGUGGCAGAUCGGCCUCAUUCAUUAUCAUUAUUAUUCUUCUUCUUAUUAUUAUUAUUAUUCUUAUUAUUAUUAUUAAUAAUAAUAAUAAUAAUAAUAAUAAUAAUAAUAAUAUUAUUAUUAUUAUUAUUAUUAUUAUUAUUCUUAUUAUUAUUAGUAGUAGUAGUAGUAGUAUUAUUAUUAUUAUUAUUAUCAUUAGCUCAGUAUCGUCGGUUGGUCUUUCUUCAACAACGUAGACCCAUUGGUUCCCCAUGUGGUCAGAAGUGGUAUUACUACAAAAACGGGUUUAUCAGCUUGUUAGUCAUUUGCUGUAAUCAUAUUAUGUUAAUUGUCUUCUGGAAAUAAUGGUGUGUUGGAAAAAGGGGAUUUUCAUCCAUUUAAUGGAAACGUAUCAAUAUAUGAUAAGCUUGUCAGAUUUUUUUUCGUCUAAUGUAUCUUCUUUAAUUAUUAUCCUACAACAAUUAAAUCCCUUCUACAUUGUACUACAUUUCCUAAACGGUUUUACAUGUUGAUUUUGCAUAGUAAUAAGACAUAACUGAAUUUACAUAAAAUGUAAUAGUUUUAAGGCUUCUCUUGGGGAACAGACAGGAGGGGGAUCGUCGACUCAGUUAAUCAUUGUUUUCUCUGUAACAACUGCAAAGCAUUUGUUUGGUGAUGGGUAAUUUUCAAAUGAAUAAAUAUAUUCACUUUCA